This is a messenger RNA of Cuscuta epithymum, 834 nucleotides long. Lineage: Eukaryota; Viridiplantae; Streptophyta; Magnoliopsida; Solanales; Convolvulaceae. The record is from the annotation of a GenBank genome assembly.
AGAAAAUGGUCAUUCAAUGAAGUUUGUUAAAAUACAAUUGAAUUAGUCAGUGAGGAGUGCACUAACUCAAAAGGAACCUCAAGGGAAGAAACACUCUGUAUUAGCUCCAGUCGGCGGGUUAUCCCUGGGCUCAAUAGCUUCUCCAGUGGCAGUGUUGUUUCUCCGCAGAUUGCAAUUUUGGGUAUCGUGCGGCUUCAGCGGUAGCGGGCAAAUCACUUUGCGUAUUAGCGAAAAUAUAAUCGGCAGAUGGGGACAAAGAUCCUCGCAGCAUAGCAAAGACAAGGAGGCAAUCUAACAAACAUGGUUGGAAAUGCAGGACUGGCAGAAAAGUUGAUCGGACAAUGCAAUGAUUUGGAGAUUGGGACUGAGGAUGAUGAACUGGUGCUCGAUGAGGAGGACGCUUGGACUGCAUGGAGCAGACGUUUUCAGGGGCUCGUCCCCCUCCUGAGCCGCCACCAUGGAGUGCAAGAGAGUCUAAGAUUUAGAAGAAAAUGAGUGAAUUCUGUUUUAAUUUCGUUUCAUUUUGUUUGUGUUUUUCUUUCGAACUACAUGUUGUUUUGGGUGUGCUCUUUUUUUCUAGCAGAAAGUUUUUUGCAUUUAAGUCAGGUGAUGAGAAAUCUGGUUUGCCUGUCAUAGGCUCAGUUAAACCCAUUACAGGAUCAACGAUUCUUAUUGCUUCUACGGAGGUGAUAGUUUCUAAGGAUGGUUCAAGGGUGGACGGCAGACAUAAGACUUUUUAUCAUUUUGUUUCCUAUUUUAUCUCUAAUUGUAUUGUCAGCCAUAAAAAUCUUCAUUGUAUUGUCAGCCAGCUGGCAAACAUUUUAUUGAUUUAAU